AUGUCCUCAAAUCGUCCGCCCCAGCUGCAUCUUGCGUUGCCCACAAACACCACAUCCUUCAAGCGUUCCUUUGAACAGUUUGGCUUUGACCUUGAAAGCCCUUUGAGUCAGGCGGAACCUGGAAGCAGCAGCAGUGGGACCUUGGGGUCAAGUGGCGAUGGCCAUGAACGCAGCAAGCGGCCACGGAGUGAGUCAAGUCUAUCAGAUGUGGCAGAGUCGUCCUCUGCCUCCUCACAAGCCUCCGAGAGCGGGAAUUUAUCGGACGGAACGUUGACAUCAGGCAGUGAACUCGAAGCGCCCUCCAUCCCAGCGGACCCCCCACGCCUGCCUACCCCAGAACUUGAGGACGUCGAAAUGGCAUACUAUUUACCCACAGAGGAACCUUCCUACACAAGCGCACCCCCUGCUGCCUCCCCCCAGCACUCACCCCAGCACUCACCCCAGCACGACGAGCAAUACAGAGCCAUCUUAGAUCGCUUCAAUGCUUUUGACAGUGAAAUAAACGUCUUGCGUGUUGGCAUCUCCGAAACAGCACAGACGACCCGUUCAUCUUCGCCGCCUCCCUCGCUUCCCCCACUUGCUCUUCCCUCUUCAGAUCCCGAGACACACAACGCUGCAACAAGCGCGCCACCAAGAAUUGACUUUGCACGGCCCAUAACACCGCCGAUGUUCUGGCAGCACGUGGACCCUACCGCUGAACGAGAUCCGUCGUUUCAAGAGCGGCUAGAUGAAGCUCUUCAUGCGUUACGAUCUUCACCGCCCCUGGCCGAUGUAGAAGCGUUCGUAAGUGGGACCGAGCAAGAACGUCGGCAUCAACCACAAGAUUGGCCAUCAUAUGGCGAUACAUCUUCAAGGGAGGCCCGAACACGAACUUCCUCCUUGGUCUCGGACUGGGUGAAUCGCGACAGGGAUUACGACGCCCGACGGGCGCCAAGACUCUCGACGAACGCCGGUCAGCUCUCACCUUUUCGCCUGGAUUUUGAUGUCGAUGAUACAGCCAACCAACCUACUACCUUUCAUGUUGGGACUAUCGUAGCUAAUUCUACAAGAUGGGCUCCAACCGACGAUGUAGACGACAGUGACCCGCCUCGUAGCAGACCUCUGAUUGCACAGCCGCACGUUCCCCCGCCAUUGCCACCAAUGGCGACAGGGCAACGGCUCCGCCACCGCAGGCCGCCACCUGCGUCAAGCUCUAACUCGCUUGUUUCUGAAAAUGCGGCUGCCCUACGAAGGGAUAUAGCUCGUCUUGAGAUCCUCAACAACAUGAACUCCCAGUCUACGCCAGAGUCAUCUGACGAUACCUCAGGGUUUUUAUUCUUGCCGUAUCACGGCGACGCUACAAGAUCCCUCCGCAGACCACCGGCAUGGUCUUCAUCAACUUUCGUUCCUUCUGUACAACGUGAUCGCGAAGCGCCGUCGGUGAACGAUUAUCGAAGCAGCAGAACACAGGAGAUUCUACGGUUGAGGGCACAAGCUGAAGAUGAACGACGAGCCUUCAAUGUUUCACCGCCAAUUCCCAUCUCUCCCGGGUUGAACCACCUGAUGCCGGACGACGGGAUUCCCUCGAGGGAACCCCCUUCUUUGCCCUCGCCGGACCUGGGCCCGGUGCUUUCUCCCAUUUUGGAUAUUGAUAACGACCCUGUUUACGACAUCUCGAGACCAACGCCCUCAAGGUCCUCCGUGAGCAUCAAUCGAGCAACACCUCCAAUAAGUGCUCCACUGCAGGCAGAAUUUCAAUAUCUUGCCCCUCUUUCCCGGCCUCUGCAUAUGCCGAACGAUACACGCUCAGCCCAACACGGCGACUUUCGUGACCUCGUGGACGAACUUACCAGACGGCGUCCAGCAUUUAGGGCUAUAAACCCAGACGAUUACCGUCCAGGCAUAUUCAGGACUACUCUCCAGCGAUACGCAGAACUCGAUCGCUUGCGAAAUCCUCCACCACAAGCAUCUCCGCCCUCGCUUCCCCCCUUGGGAUUUGAGUGGGAGCGAGAAUCAUCUCAGGGAAAUGCUCGAACCCAAUUGUCCCAUGAUACGGCCACGCGGCCUGCGGCUGACGGUCCAACGCAGCACUCUAUUUCCGUGUCCGCGGAGGACGACUACCUCUGGCGCUUUCCAGGGCUGAAUCCUACACGAAAUGAUGAGUCUGGUGUGAGGUAUGUCGCUGCACCCUGGGCCGCUUCCCAAAGGCGACGGCCACCUCCCAUUGCCAUCCCCGAUCGGCAUUUCCAUGCUCCGGGCGUUCCCAAUGUCCUUGAUCAUGUCCCUCCUCACCAACGCCAUGCUCGAAGUAGCAGUGAUGUUCACGAACAUCUAUCUCGCCAUGCCCGCUUUGAAGGUGCCCGCAUUCCCCUCGAACAAGCCCAACACCCACGACACAAUUACCCAGCUCCUACGCGCGGCGCAGAAGAGGGGUUGUCGAUUGCCAUUGAAGUAAUGCAGCACGAUGGGCUGAGUGUGUCACGAUCACAUCAGUUUAUGCGGCAGCAUCAACGCGAACGGGAAGCAGAACGGACAAGGAUUCACGCCAACGCGUCGACAACACGUACACCUGAUCCACCAUUUGGGGAUUACGCCCCCAAUGACGUUGAAGAUAUCACGUCAAGAUCGUACCGCUCGAGGCCAAUGGGACGCCGGUAUGAGUGGAGUACGGUCGACGUGCUAGACCCUUCGUCGGCCCAGAAUUCGGAUGCAAACGCUGACUCUAAUGUUUCCGCCCCUUCAGACAGGGAGCCACACCGCCUCCGGACGCGAGCUGCGCGUGGUCGCAUACCAGCCAAUCAUACCAUGGGGUUCAUGUUUGGCCCAAGCGGCGUCCACGAUUUCAGUGCACGCGCGCAUAGACGGGGCAGGCCAGCUGGUGACUACAUGAGAGAUGAGGACCUCGAUACUUCUUAUGAAGGGUUGCUGAGUCUCGCAGCGACACUGGGCGAUGCUAAACCCAAGAGCACUCCAGAACAUGUUGUUGCUGGUUUGCCUACAGGUUUUUACAAAGACUGGGCCACAUCUGAUAGCGACCAUCGCUGUCCUAUCUGUCUUGACGAUUACAAACCCUUGGACCCCGUUCUUAAACUCCCGGCAUGUAACCACUGGCUGCACAAAGCUUGUUUGGAGCAAUGGCUUCGAGGCGCCAAUACUUGCCCCGUUUGUCGCAAUACUGUCAAGACCUCUCGGCCACCUGCGCCUGGAGGUCAACAUGGACAUUCCCGGACAGGCUCAGAACCCGACGCAAGGACCGGCCGUACAUUUGACAGGGACCAGCUCACCGCUCUUCGAGCAAGGCGAGCUUGGCUGACGGUUGAUGGCCCAACCCAAAGCCCAGAUACAGGGCCUUCAAACACCCAGCAACACCGCCUAGCUACAAGGCAGCGCGAAGCCCUCAGGAUCGUUCCUCAACGGCGAGAGCCACCCCCUCUCUUACCGAUCACAGGAGCUGCCGCCGACAUUGACGUCUGGGAUACCUAUCGCUUGCCCAUGAUGAGUUCUCGGAUUAAUAGGCCGCCUCCGUCAUGGGGUGCCCUUUCCGACCGCACACGUGAAGGUGAACGACGAAACACAAAUAGAGGGUCAGAGUCACCACCUCAACCGCGUGGGCCUCGCUCUCGUCUUGGGAACCGUAGUGACGACGAUCCUAGGCCCUUUCAAUGGUACUGA
Molecule: messenger RNA, 3651 nt
Organism: Pleurotus ostreatus (oyster mushroom)
Lineage: Eukaryota; Fungi; Basidiomycota; Agaricomycetes; Agaricales; Pleurotaceae
Exons: 9
Coding region: 1-3651 (1216 amino acids)
Source: RefSeq, a predicted model, not a curated record